AUGGCUGCUGCGAAACCCGCCUCGUUCAAGGUCAGUCUCCCUCCGUUCUCUCGAUCUCAGCCUGAAGAGGAAAUGGAAAUGGUUCUUCACGCCGGUGAGUGCGAUAUCUGGUGCGGGAGGUUGGUUGGUGGUGCCUUCGAUGCGAUUUUUUGGUCGGGUGUUUGUCUGUGUUUGAAAAUCUGCUUCCGGUCCCAAGUUCCGGGGAAAAAACAGAAAAUUGUGAUGUAAUGUGCGUGAGUAAAUACAGCUUUCGUGUGAUGAAUCACGAAAUGCUCCUUUUCCAAACGUCAUGGCGAUUACUUCGGGCUUCGGCUUCCGAGUUUCUGAUAAUGGGUGUUUUGGAGGUUGGCGGGAAAUCAGUGGAGAAAGCGAUUUUAUCUCUUUCUUCAUCGUUUUCACGAAUUAGUCGCUCGCCAAAUGUUCGCUGACACACUGAAUGCAUUACGCGAGAAAGAAAGUUGUUGCCGAGAGAAGAACAAUGCGGUUCCUGAUGAACUUUUGGAAGCUAAGAUAAUUUAUAAGAUUCACAUUUAAUGCCGUGUUUUCUUAGAGUAUUACAUGAUAAUGUGAAACACGAGCUGGUAUUUUAUUGCCGUCCUUCUUUCUGAUAGUUUGGUGGAUUUUCUGUCACAGAUAAUCUUGGGAUCAAAAUCAGUUGCACGCCGAAAGAUCUUGGCUGACAUGGGAUAUCAAUUCACAGUCAUGGUUUAUCUCUUUCUCCCCCUCAUCCACUAUCAAAUACCACGACUGACCAUCUAUGCAUAUGCUAAUUCUUGCUUAUGUGUACAUUGGAUUGCAUAUACGUACCCUCAUUUCUUACUCAAUCCUAAUCUCUUACAUGAAAUCGAUUGUUUUGGACUAGACCGCAGACAUUGAUGAAAAGGGUAUAAGGAGAGAAAACCCAGCGGAAUUAGUGUCAGUUCUAGCCAAGGCAAAGGUAUGAAUUUCUCUCCGAGAUAACUCUCUCACAAAUCAAAGUUUAAUAGAGUUUUUCGUGUCUUAAUUUUUUUAAAUGGCAUGUAUUGGUGUCAAAUUUUCAGUAAGGGGUAACUUUGUAGUUUCUACUCGUUCACUACUUCUCUACCUGCGAUAUCUUUUUCAUUUGUAUUUUCCUAGUACCCUACACUUAGUCUGGAACAUUUUUAAGCGUUGAAAGCUCCUUAAAGACUAUUUUAUCAUGUGCUAGAGUCAUCUAAGCACCCCAAAAGCCCUAACAUUUCCAGGGCAUGUCCGCUGCAUAUUUUCUUCGAUUUUCUUUCACCAACAUUGUAUGUAUGAUCAUACAUAAACUGUUCAAAGUUAUCAUCAUAUCAUUGAUCAGAAAUAUUUGCUCUUAGAUGAAUUUGUAGGCAUGUUUUGAACAAAGGUCUCUAUCAAUUUAUGGUCCCAGUAGUAUCAUGUGCGUCAUGUUAAUGAGCUUUAGAUGAUCCACUUAUCGGUCAUGUGCUUCCUGAAAAAUAAAUGUGGCUGAGAGCCCAUAUAUCCAGUCACAAUGAUCCAGUUAUCAGGGGAGGCCAUCAUACUAGCCGUCAUUAGGAACCCAAUUAACCACCUUUAAAUCAUGCAUAAUUUUUUUUUUCAAAAAUUUUAUUCCUGUGUUGGACCAUCUUUCAGUUUUUUAACAUGUACAUAUCAUUUUUGAUAAGUUGUCCCAAAAGUUUGAACAAACACUUCAAUAACACCGAUAUUUAUCCUUUGAACCUGAAAACCCCAUCAUAUAAAACCCUUCAAUUGUUUGAAUUUUAUGGGCGGAUGAAAGCCAGCUGUACUCCUUCAUUUCUUGAAUAACUUUCAUUGCACCUUCCUUUAAAUGGUGAGUUUUUGAAGGCUGCCUAUAUAUCUUGUCGUAUUUUAAGCGUCUAUAUCAUGUCAAAAUGAGCGUGAAAAGUGUAUUAGCAUUUUCUUCAAGAGUUUGUUUGCCUUGUCUACAGUUUACUUUUUGCCAGAACACCAAAAUUCAUAAUCUCUGGAAGUGAGUUACAACUGCAUCCGUUGCUUCGUUCAUGACCAUGAUUUAACGAGUAAUUCAUUCACCUUGUGACAUGUAGUUUGAAGUCGUUACCACUAUGACAAGGCAUCUCAUUUUAGUUCCUUGGCUACUAAUUUUACCUUCUCUUCUAGAGCAACUUUGUCAUCAAGGAGCCACUCAAUCUUGUGCAACCCGUUUAUAGAAUAUCAAUAUGGAGCUCUCCAUAGAAUGUAGAAAGUUAAUCAUUCAUUUUGCCCUCAUUAUUAUAACGGUUUCUCUAUAUUGGCACUUGUUUACCGCCAAGAAUAAUCAUAUUUUUGUGCCCUAAUACUAUAAUCUUCAUCACUUGAUUACAUUGAUGAAGAAAUCGACAGUUGCUAUAGAAUUUAUCAUCAGUAAAAGUCCAUAGUUGCAUGAGACAGCCUGUCACUUGAUUCCUUCAAGAAGCACGGUAAAGGAUGCGGGAGAACUCGUCUUUAGAAGAGUUCCAAAAUGGUCUGGGAUUUGGGGUUUGACCAUCUGCGGUGAAGAGAGGGAAAUCCCCCAAGGAAGAUGAGAUCCUGUCGCUUGGAUUUGGGCUAUGACUAUCUGUGAUGAAAAAAGGGAAGUCUCCCAAGGGAGACUCGUGCAUUUUGUCAGUGAUGUCAUUCCCUAGGAUAUGCUGUAGAAGAUUGAGAAGGAAGACAUGGGGUGGAGAGGAGAAGCCCUAACAAGGGCCUAGAAAAUAGAAUGACGCGUCAUAUUUGAUCCAGAGGAGAAAAAGUGAAGAUUGAGAUCGAUAAAAGGUUGGAAACUCGAAGGAGUUCUCAGCAUUUUGUCUUUUAGGGAAAAAAUUAGCACAAGAGGAACUCUAACCACCUUGAUCUGUUACGUACCAAUGGAGAGAAGUAAAUUCAAUUAACCACCAUGAAUUGAAUACGUUUUGCUACAUCAUACGUCCUAAUGUGAGCCUAUAGACUUCAUCUUAAAAUGGACGCACUGACAUUGGCGGUCCUAAUAUAGGCCUUUUGGAAUCUAUAUUCUAAUAAACUCAGUUACACAGUGAAAACAGAACUAAGGGAAUAUCUCAACUUAGGGUAGACAACUAUCAGUUGAAAAAUGGGUAAUUGUUUUUCCCUAGUUUCUGUACAUGUAAAUGGCAAAACUUGGAAAGAGUAUUAUAGCAAAAAGAAAGUUACUAUUGGACUAUACAGAAAAGUUCUUCUAUAGUUGUAGCGGUGUGUUGAGGAGAUCGAAACAUAUUUCUAAUCAAAUAUGGAGUUAAGUCGUGAAUCGAGUAAGGACUGUAGGGCAAGCUUACAGCUUCUUCAAUGAAAAUUGAGUGCGAUUUACCCAUACUUGUUUGUCAGUUUGAAAAUCAUCAAAGCCAAACUAAGUUUGAGUUUAGCAACCGGACCCAACUUUUGUGCUUCUGUCCUCAAGCUGUAAAACACUUGUUGUCUAUGAAUUGGAUGGAUUCAUUGGAGCGUGCAUUUAUGUUGUACUCGUACAGAGAAGAUAUGGGAAAUCUUAUAUGAGGCUGGCCAAGUGACCCGGAGCAACACUUACAGCAGGAUCUGUGUCAAGAAACUCCUCCACUACGGGUCUAGUGGGUGAUCAUGUGGAAAAGAUAAUAAAUUUUUGCAGAUGGUCUUGCAUCCUGUCAGAGUUCAGCUUGUUACUGGCAUGGUUUGUUUGGAGACCAUCCCUUUUCCCCCGGCAAUGCCUAAUAGCGUACCAGAAUUCGAUCAAUUCAUGAGUCGGGGACUCAGAGUGAGGUUUUCGUGUUGGUCUCAGGCUGAAUGCAGUCAUAAAUAAUUUAUUCAUACUAUAUCAUAAAAAAACACCUUAUUUUUUUAUAAAAAUCACCAGUUUGAUUAUAAACCUUGUAGUUCUUUCGCAAGGAAAAGUCAUAAACUAUCAUGGCAAUUCCCAGUAAGUUUCUUCUCAUGAUGAGCCUAGUAGAAGAUCAACGUUUGUCUAAAUAUGUUAUGAUGAACUAGACAACCCGUUUUUUUCUGCUCUGUGGAAGGUUUACUUGUUAAAAAAUGCCCCCUCCCCCCCCCCCCAAUUAAAGUCUCUUCAAUUUAUUUCCUCGGUCUUAUUGUUUCAUUUACCUAAUCUUCUUUGAAUUUUCUUGAUCAUCACACAGUUCGUCAUCAUAUUUUCCUCAGAUUCUAGUUUCUUAUUCAGGCAGAUGCAAUCAUAUCAAGACUAAAUAUUGCAGACUACGAAGGGACGGAUAAUGAGCCAACACUGCUAAUCACAUCGGAUAUUGUAUGUCUGAAUUCCUUUUACCUCGUGUGCGUUUUCAUCUAAUAUUUCAUGAAGCAUCAUCAUCCAUUUCAUAGAGAAAAUUUACAAGUCAACGCAGUUCCUAUAUGGAAGAAUAACCCAAAACACGUACAGCCUACAGAACGAGCUUGUAGCAUACUCUUUUCCCUCCCACUGCAUCUUCUUCCCUGUUUACUUCACCAAACUAAUGCCUACUACACCAGAGGAUUCAAGAAAGGAAAGAUUAAGGAUUCCGGAAUAAGGUCCCUUUUACCUGAAGGAAAUCCACUAAAAAAUCUCUUUUUUUCAGUUCUCCUUGUACCCAGGGAAAGAGUGACUAUUACUCUUAUUAGACUUUGUGCCUGUUUUUGGUCAUUUUGAUGGGAUUUUUGGUAGGAAAUCAUAGAGAACAUAGCUGAUUUGCAGGUGGUUGUCCAUAAAGGAAUAAUCAGAGAAAAGCCAUCCAGCGAGGAGGAGGCCUGGGAGUUCCUCAAAGGUCUGUCUGCUUAAUAGUAGCUGGAAUUAGGAAGUUUUUCUCAAGAAUGCUAGAGAUGGUGCUUGCUGUUUUCAGGGUACUCUGGGGGCCACGUUUCAACUGUGGGAUCUGUUGUUAUUACCAACCUAAAGACAGGUGUGAGGAUAGAAGGGUUGGAUACCGCCGAGGUAAUCUCCUAACUCUGUCUAGCUUCCAUCCCUUAUUUGCAGUGAUGGUUUGUAAAAUAUUUCAGGCCCCUGAAAAAAAUUAUAAAUGGUAGUUUGAUGGGAAGAGAGAUUCGAUUUAAUGCAUAACUUUGAGUGGUUUAAAGUUGAGAUAAAAAAAAACAAACACAUUAAUCUUUAUUAUUAUUAUUAUUAUUAUUAUUAUUAUUAUUAUUAUUGAGUAGACACAGGCUAUAGGCUAUUGACUUUAGAUGAUUUAUCCCAAAAACCACAGGUUUAAAGUUUUAUUAUUAUUAAUAUCAUUAUUAUUGAUUUGGCAUAGACUUUAGAUGAUUUAUCGCAAAAACCACCCCAAAACGCUUCUGAUUUCUAAGAAAUAACCGAGCACAUUGCUAUAUGAUCUUGUUAUUCGGUCUGAAUGAGUUGUAACUCACCAAAGCUGAGUAGGGUGUCUUACCUGUUAGUUCAUUAAUUAAAAUGGUCUUUCUCCAGGCGAGAAACCUUUUAAAAAUAAAAAUAAAACCUUAUUUCUUUCUUGAUCGUUUUUACCCAAUAUCAUGUCGUCUGCAUCGUCGCAUCACAUCUCACUAUGGGUAAUCUUCAUUCCCCUGAUCAUUUCUUUGUCAGAGCUUACACUUAAUUGGCAAUGGGCAGGUGUAUUUUCAUGACAUACCUGACGAGAUCAUCGCCAAGCUGGUAAGGAAUUUUGACUUGGUGUUUCCAAGUCAACGGUUGUGGAUUUGAAGUCUUCAGGAAAAAAAAACAUUUUUUUCAAGUGAUUAUGUUCAUAAAAAUCUGGAAUUUUCUUUUUUUUCAGAUCGACGAGCGGGUUGUCUUCAAUGUUGCCGGCGGUUUAUUAUUAGAACAUCCUUUGCAGUUGCCAUUUGUGGAAGCAGUGGUCAGAAUUAUUUAUUUAUUUAUUUAUUUAUUUCUGGAGGCAUUCAUCUCUGUCAGUGAACAUACUUCUGAUGGUAGCGCAGGUAGGAGCCUCCGAUAGUGUGAUGGGGCUGCCGAUGGCUUUAACAGAAGAGCUCAUUCAUCGCUCGGUCGCAUCACAAUCUUAG
This is a messenger RNA of Spirodela intermedia, 5946 nucleotides long. The record is from the annotation of a GenBank genome assembly. Lineage: Eukaryota; Viridiplantae; Streptophyta; Magnoliopsida; Alismatales; Araceae.